CAUUGGUAGGAAAUCCGCCACGUGUCAUAUCUUCAACCACAUACCUGAUACCUCAGAAUCUUAGGAAAAUUAAGCUACACAACUUCAUGUAACUGUUGUAGCAGGACGCAUGGCAGGCUCUUUGUAACUGGCCUGACUCUCUCUCUCUCUCUCUCUCUCUCUAAAUAUUCACGCAUUCCCUCCCUUUCUUUCUCCUUCAUUUCAGUUAUAUAUAAAUAUAUAUAUAUAUAUAGAUAAUAUAUCUUGUACUUCCCUGGUUGGAGUACUGUGUAUAAUAAAAGGAGUGGCCGCAGAAGGAAAGCAAUUCUGGUGGAUUUGAGGGACUAUUAAGAGGAAAGAUGGUUUGAGAAAAUUUUCUGUGAAUAUUGUUUCCAGAGGGGGCCAUUCUAGAAUGGAAUCGUCCUAAUUGGGUUUUCUUUCUUGGAGUCGCGAUGUUAUCUCUGUAUACUGCAUUACAAUCACAUCGCCUGCUAAGGAGUUCAUCCAACCAAAGAUGAAUGCGGAAAAUGUGAACAUAGAACCAGUGACUGACUUAGGACUUUCUGUGGGUUAUUCUGACCAGUACAUUUCAAGAUCGCCUGCUAAGGAGUUCAUCCAACCAAAGAUGAAUGCGGAAAAUGAGAACAUAGAACCAGUGACUGAUUUAGGACUUUCUGUGGGUUAUUCUGACCAGUGCAUUCAGAGACAACCGAAAGAUGAAGGCGCAAGUGCAGGUGCAAAUGCAGGUUCAAGGAUAGACAUGACAUUUUUGAGCUCCAACCCCCUGUCUGAAUUAGUCUGGUCUCCACAUAAUGGUUUGAGUCUCAAAUGUGCUGAUUGUGGCUUCACCAAUAAAAAGGGCCCUCUUAUGUGGGGUGCAGGAUCAAGUAAUGUAGCCUUCUCGCUGCCUCAAAGCAUAUCUGGCAAGAGGUCUGCUACUGACAAACCUAUAGAUGAGGAAGUCAUUACGCCACAGGCAGCAUUAUAUGCAAACGAUAAUGUCGCUGGUACAAAUAAUUCAACCAGAUCCCCUACACGUCAUGAUGGCAUAAUCCCAGGAUGUGGCUCGAAUAAUAAAGAUGAGACUGGACCUGUUAGUGAUAUGGAAGAAAUGAGCUCUGCAGUGGAAUUAUCUGUUCCACAUAUUGCUCAAGAGGAUCAUGGGAGAAAGAGUGAAGAUCUUAUUGGUGAAGGCAGAGAUCUUGGAAGUGAACAAAUACUAGGAAUGAAUAUUGCUUUGGCCUCUGAUGUUCACCCUCAGCCUGUGGAUGAAUGCAAAGCUUCAGAAACUUCAGUCAAGAAUCUUAAGUUCCCAGGCAGAAGGCCUUUGGAAAAGCUUGAGCAAACUGCAGAGAACGAAUUACGGACUCCAAUUGGUGAAAAUGCUUGUAGUGCAGUGACUAAGAUGGUAGAAUCAGAAUUUGCUCACAAACUGCAAAACAGCUUUCAGCACAACAAAGAGGUACUUCAGAGAAACAUAACUGUUCAAAGUGAACCAUCCCCAGCUAACAGAAAUUUCCAUAGAAAUCGAAGGAAAGGAAAGGAAAAGGCUCUAUCUGAUGGAGAUAUUAAGGAAAGAUCAUUGAAAGAGGGAAAUGACAGCCACGAGAGUGUUGAAAGCUGCAACAGUGCUGGGUUGUUUUUAACAUGCAAGAAGAGGCCAAGCUUUGAAGAAUGCUUGAUUGCUGGGAGUAAAAGAGUAAAGAAGCAAAUUGAAAAGACACCCUGUUCAACGUCCUAUAUAAGACAAGAUAGCUCAUUUAUGAACUGGAUAACAAACAUGAUGAAGGGCUUCCCAAAACCGAUUCAAGAUGAGACACCUUCUCCUGCUCUUGUAAUUGCACCUCCUGAUCAUGGGCAUCAGGACCCUAAUUAUCAGAAUCUUCUCGCAUGCAACAAGAAUCAAGAUCCAGGAUUAAAAAAUAUUGGCUUCCGAUCAAUUUUUCAGUCCUUAUAUGGGCCAAAUGUGGAAGGAGAAACAACAUCAUUGAAUGCCAAAAAUGAUAAUGGAGAAUCUAAGGAACAUGAGCUGGCUAACAAGAUGUGUGACAUUAAUGCUACUCCAAUAGCCAUUCAUGGGGAUGAUGAUAACAAAGUCAAACCAUUUCUGUGGCCAAAUAAGAAGUUUGACUUACCAAUGUCUGGAAAUGGAGCAGCUUCAGCAACCCAGCCUAGGGUUUUUCCUUUAAAAUUCUCUACCUUUCAGAAAAUUGGAAAGACUAACUCCAGGGAGAAUAGAAAUUCAUGCAAAGUGGAAUUUGGUAGGGAAAAAAAUGAAACAAGCUCCACUUCCACUCCGUGUAAAGAUAAGAUUAGGAGUGCUGAGAACAUUGCUUCUGACCCAACAUCCAAAGGGAAGUCAACUAAUGAUUUUAGCUGCAGAAAUGAUCCUUUGCGAAGCUUGUGGAUAACUCGGUUUUAUUCAAAAACUUCUGGCCCCUUAUUAAACCCAGAUGAUUGUAGCCAGAGUAUUAGUGUGGGUGUUGAGUGCUCCAAUGAUCGCAUGAGGCUUCUUCCUUGUCCUUGGAAUUAUGAUGACAACAACCAAAAAAGUUUGGCAUUGAAGGAGCGCUCAGCUGAGGAUCCAAUGCCUGCUUUGGGUAAUGAAUCACAGAAACAUCCUGCUGAUACUGAGGCUGUCAUCGGUUCUAAAAGGAUGAAAUGCCAUAAUGAUCGGGAGUCUGCAUACAAACUGAACCCUAUAUUGCCUUCCCCAAAAUUUAGAAGUACAAUGGAAAUGUCUUCAAUCUUUGCAAGAAGAUUGGAUGCCCUCAAGCAUGCCAUGCCAUCAAAUGUAACAGAUAAUGCAACUCAAGCGACUAUAACCUGUGUCUUUUGCGGCAUAGAAGGACACCGUUUACAAGAGUGUUCUGAGAUAACAGAAAACGAGAUUGAAGAUCUUCUAAGGAAUUCCAAUUCAUAUAAGGCGGCAGAAGAAUUUCCUUGUCUGUGCAUUAGAUGUUUCCAGCUCAAUCAUUGGGCUGUUGCAUGUCCCAGUGCUUCCUCAAGCGGGAAACAUCAAACAAGAGGUGUUGCUUCUAUGGUUGGUCCUAGCAAGAUGCUGCAUAAGGAAGGCAAUAGAGAAAAUUUGAAGCUGCUAACUGGCCGGGGGAUACAAUGUCUAGCUGCUUGUGAUGAGAAUGAUCUUGGAAUACCAGAAUGGAAGCCAAAGGAAAUGAUAGCCCCUGUAAAAACCAUAUCUAAUGCAAACCUAAUGAAGAAGAAACACAUUGCUCCAAGUUUUGGGGUAAACUAUUCAAAAGAACAGAAUAUCAUGCUGGUCAAAAGGCAACUUUCAGAUGUACCAAAAGGAAUCUUCAACACCAUAAAAGGCCUUCGUUUAUCACGCUCAGAUAUCCUAAAAUGGAUGAACUCCUAUAUGUCAUUGUCACAUCUUGAUGGUUUUUUCUUGCGGGUGCGGCUUGGGAAGUGGGAAGGACUGCAGGGAACUGGAUAUCAUGUGGCCUGCAUUACUGGGAAGCAAAGAGAGAAUUCACCACAGAAUGCCAAAAACCCUGUGUGUGUAAGCGUAGGUGGAAACAAAUUCUUGGUGGGGAGUGAACACAUCUCCAAUCAUGAUUUCCUUGAGGAUGAGCUUAUGGCAUGGUGGAGUGCAACCUCUAUAGACGGUGGCAAGAUCCCAUCUGAAGAAGAUUUAACUGCAAAAAUCAAGAAGAAAAGAAUGUUAGGCUUAUAGCAAUCUGGUGAUUUCAAGAAUUAUCUAUGCAAGUCUCGGCCAAGUACAACUGUAGCACAGAUGAAGCCAGAGUGUGCAAGGUACAAAACUAGUGAGCCUAAUUGCAUUAUGUAUGUAAGUUUCUGAACUCCUUCAUGUUUGGUUAUGUAAAGCAUGUAUGUGCAGCUGAAGUUAUGGACUGUCCUCUUGAGUUGAUGAAGAAUAAAAUAUUUUUCUUUAUUUUUUUA
This is a messenger RNA of Carya illinoinensis, 3903 nucleotides long. RefSeq lists its product as uncharacterized. The transcript is spliced from 8 exons. NCBI's taxonomy places the organism in Eukaryota, Viridiplantae, Streptophyta, Magnoliopsida, Fagales, Juglandaceae. Gene Ontology annotation, molecular function: zinc ion binding; DNA binding. The coding region runs from base 494 to 3676 and encodes 1060 amino acids. The record is from RefSeq and is a predicted model, not a curated record.